Phytophthora infestans T30-4 is the source of this 1623-nucleotide messenger RNA. RefSeq lists its product as uncharacterized. The coding region runs from base 1 to 1623 and encodes 540 amino acids. The transcript has 2 exons. The record is from RefSeq and is a predicted model, not a curated record. NCBI's taxonomy places the organism in Eukaryota, Oomycota, Peronosporomycetes, Peronosporales, Peronosporaceae.
AUGGCGUCGCCAGCAGGACCCCCCAUUCGGAUACCGGUAUCGUUUGUAAGCGGCACUCCGUCGCAAGCCAAGGACCCUGAUAGAACUCCCAGCUACGCUCAGGUCAAGACCCCGGAUCCGUCGUCCCUCGAGGGUGGCGCUCUACGUGAAGGUGGGACUUCCGUUCUUACCAGCAGCGACAGUAUCGGUUUGCUCUUCCAAUACGCUGUGGUGGGUAUCAACUACGGUCUGCUGCCUGCCACGGUCUACCCAUUCCUCCAGCAAUACCUGAAUGCUACCGGUUCUCAAGUUACCACAGCUGCGACGCUAGUCAUUCUACCAUGGAGUUUAAAGGUGUUCUACGGUAUUCUAUCCGACUGUGUGCCGCUUUGGGGAUACCGACGCAAAGUCUGGAUGCUUAUUGGUUGGGCCAUGUGUCUUACGAUGCUGAUCGUCAUGGCCGCGUCUCCGGCCGGUCAGCCGUACUACACGGUCCCGUCCGACCGCAAGAUUGAUCCCGCCGAUUACACACCAGAAAUCGAGGCUCGCAUUAACUUCGAUGCCGGUAAUCAGGCUGGCAAAUAUGUCAUGCUCAUGUUCUUCGCUGCUAUCGGAUACGUUCUAGCUGACGUCUGCGCCGACAGUAUCGUGGUGGAAUACGCGCAGCGUGAGCCGGUCGAGAAACGCGGUAAGAUCCAGUCGGCUAUCUACACAAUCCGCACUGUCUUCGUCAUCAUUGGACAACUCUUGGUGGGCUUCUGCUUCAAUGGACGGCGGCCAGUUCGACUUCUCGUUGAACUUCCCCGAAUUAAUGUCGAUCGUCGCGUGUAUCACGGCGCCGAUCAUCCCUAUCACGUGGCUCUGUGGGAACUCAUUCAGAAGCGCGCCGUCUACCAGGUCAUUUUCUACCAGUUCUUCCAGAACGUCUUCUCCAGUAUUACGUACACUGCCAGUUCCCCCGUCCAGUCGUACAUGGUUGGUGUCACUCCGAUCAACAAUACGAUCAGUGAGAUCAUCAGUAAUGUUUUAUUCAUGGGUGGUAUCAUGGCGACGUCCAAGUGGGGGCUGCACUGGAACUGGCGCAAGAUGAUUCUCUUUACGGGCAUUUUCGUCACCAUUGCGGACGGUAUUACUACUUUUCUUACUAUUUGGAGCGUGCUCCGAAGUCAGUGGUUCUGGCUUGGUAUCCCCAUGGCAGUGCAACUUCCAUACGGUGUCGGCUGGAUGAUUGGUUUCUUUGUAAUCGUCGAGCUGUCCGGCGUCGGUAAUAAGGGGGCUAUUAUCACUAUGGUUGGCAACUUGGCGUCUCCAUUCGCACAGGCCUUGACGCUCGUAAUUAACCAGCCUCUUAACUUAACGACAGCUCGUAUCCAAGCUGACGAUAACUCGAUCCGAACGGACCUCACGUACGCGGUGCUGAUCAUGUAUGGCAUGACGAUUUUUUCAUGGUCCUUCCUUGUGUUUCUGCCUCCCCAGAAGAAAGAGACGCAGGAGCUGCUUCGUACGGGCGGAAGUAGCAAGAUUCUUGGAGGCCUCACAGUGUUCUACGUUAUGUUCGCGUUCAUCUGGUACCUCAUGACGAACAUCAUGGCUAUGUACGAGUCCACCUCGUGUUUGAUUAUUGCUGGUGGCAAGGAAUGCUAA